AUGCUGCGCGCCCUGGCCCGCGCCCUGCGCCUAGCGCGCCCCCGGGGGCCCCUCCCGGCCCGCCGCUGCGCCUCGGCUGCCGCGGCCCGGGACCCCGAGAUCCAAGUGCGCGCCCUGGAGGGUCCCGACACAGGAAUCACCGAGAUCCUGAUGAACAGACCGCAGGCCCGAAAUGCCCUGGGAUACGUCUUUGUUAGCGAGCUGCGGGAGGCCCUGGCCCGGCUGCGGGAGGACCGGCAAGUGCGCGUCCUGCUCUUCCGGAGUGCAGUGGGGGGCGUGUUCUGCGCAGGUGCAGACCUGAAGGAGCGGGAGCAGAUGAGUGAGGCAGAGGUGGGGGUCUUUGUCCAGCGGCUCCGAGGCCUGAUGAAUGAGAUUGCGGCCUUCCCCGCACCCACCAUUGCAGCCAUGGAUGGGUACGCCUUGGGUGGAGGCCUGGAGCUUGCCCUGGCCUGUGACCUUCGCGUGGCAGCUUCCUCAGCUGUCAUGGGGCUGAUCGAGACCACCCGAGGGCUCCUCCCAGGAGCAGGAGGGACCCAGAGGCUGCCCCGGUGCCUGGGGGUGGCCCUGGCGAAGGAGCUCAUCUUCACAGGCCGACGGCUGAGCGGGACCCAGGCCCAGGCCCUGGGGCUGGUGAAUCACGCCGUGGCCCAGAACGAGGAGGGCAAUGCUGCCUACCACCGGGCACGGGAACUGGCCCGGGAGAUCCUGCCCCAGGCCCCCAUUGCUGUGCGGCUGGGCAAAGUGGCCAUUGAUCGAGGAACGGAGGUGGACAUCGCAUCGGGGAUGGCCAUUGAAGGGAUGUGCUAUGCCCAGAACAUCCCCACCCGGGACCGGCGAGAGGGCAUGGCCGCCUUCAGGGAGAAACGACCCCCUCGAUUUGUGGGCGAGUAA
This is a messenger RNA of Pipistrellus nathusii (Nathusius's pipistrelle), 891 nucleotides long. NCBI's taxonomy places the organism in Eukaryota, Metazoa, Chordata, Mammalia, Chiroptera, Vespertilionidae. The record is from the annotation of a GenBank genome assembly.